GGGGGGGGGGACUCCGAUUUUUUUUUGGUCCGCCAUGGAUGAGCCCAAAGAAGAGGCCAUGAUCGGCGAGAAUGACCCCCGAGUGAAGAAGCUGCAAGAGAAGGCAUGGGGCCUGCAGAGCGUGACGAACCGACCUGGCAACAGGCUACCCGAGGAUGCAAAGAGACAAGCGUACCGGCUCACAACGCGCGCCAUUUCCCUCUGCACCAAUGCGGAGUAUGUGGAAGUGGAUGACUUCUUGAAGCGCGCGGCGGUCCUGCACAAAGAGAUUGAGGACAAGAAGAAGGAGCUGCAAGAGCUAGAGGAGUCCAUCAAGACCGACCUGAGCGGCAAGUGCUUCCGCGCCACCGGGAACGGAGGCUACGUCGUGGGGGCCAGAACCUCCUGACCGGGUCACCCACUGCUCGCGGAUGCCUGGACUCAAGAGAAGGUCAGGGAGAGGUGAGCCCUGCGUUUCACCCAGCAUCCUUCAGCAGCCUCUUUGUUUGGAAUGCUGAGC
This is a messenger RNA of Effrenium voratum, 499 nucleotides long. NCBI's taxonomy places the organism in Eukaryota, Dinophyceae, Suessiales, Symbiodiniaceae. The record is from the annotation of a GenBank genome assembly.